UACAAAUGAUUGAAUGAAAUUCAUCAGUCUCGUUUGAGCUUUUUCCUUAAAUCCUAAAGGAAUGCGCCGGGAAGUAAAACGACGCCGCUUUAAUGAAGCCGUCGUCAACAUGCUCUUCCCGCAACCACUGUCGCCUCCACAACUACAACCAAACGAGGAGGAAAAAGAACCGGUGAACGUACUCCGGGAAGACUUUGAUGCGGAUCUUAUUCCAGACGAUUUGGAAGAAACCGGAUACUCUACAAGCGAUGAUAAUGGUGAUGGUGAACCAGUGCGACCUCAGCAGCUGACGAGGGCUCAGAGGAAGAGGCUUCGCAAGAAGAAGCUUAAGGAGGAUGCCUGCCGCCGCGGAAAAAUUAUUGGGCCGUUGUUACCUUCGACGAGCGAUGAUGUCGGCGACCCUGGCGGUGGAGACGGCGAUGUCGUAGAAAAAGAACCUCCAGCCGUUCGACAUAGUGCCGCUGAGAACAAACUCGACGCUACAACCAAUAAGUCAGGAGAGAAGGCUGCUGGUGUUAACCAGAAGAAACUGAAGCAAAGAAGGAUGGCCAAAAGACUGGCUAAGGAAGGACUGAAGUCAUCGUCUAGUGUGGAGAAUUGCUGAUAAAAAAUGAUAAUCCUUGUGCUAAAAGGAUGGGAUUUCCGAUUUCCACCUGAAAUCGCUUUGCUGUGAUGAAAUUUGCAUCGAGUCAAGUCAUAGAGCAGAAGAAAAGGAGUUGCGUGAGACACUGCCAAAUUAAGAAUAUUUCUUUAAAACGUAAUUCGUGUAACAUUUCUCUAAAAAACAAAAAAGUUGAUGCAAGACUAUAAUUCACCGUAACAUUCUAUAAAAUAGAAUUUCAUUCCAUGUAAUUGAGCGGAGCCGAGCCAAUCUUUCUGCUCAAAAUAAUCGAACUCAAGUUUGAGUUCAAGACUUUUAUUUAUUCUUUGUUUGAGUUCGACUCGGUAAGCUAAAUUGUUUAUUUAGCUCAAUCUCGGCUCAAAUUGUUUACUUA
Molecule: messenger RNA, 995 nt
Organism: Juglans regia (Persian walnut)
Lineage: Eukaryota; Viridiplantae; Streptophyta; Magnoliopsida; Fagales; Juglandaceae
Exons: 4
Coding region: 62-604 (180 amino acids)
Source: RefSeq, a predicted model, not a curated record